AUGGCGAGUGAAGUUAUGAACUUAUCUGAAGAAGAUAUCUAGUUCUGCCAGAAAGCUUUCUCUGAUUAUGAUGAAGAUGGAUUAGGAGCUAUUAAGGUUUCUGAUUUGAAGCUUGCUUUAGAGAAUAUAGGAUGUUCUCUUAGCGAAAACGAUUUAUUUAAAAUGAUUAGUGAGGUUGAUGAGAAGAAUACAGGUCUCAUCAAGUUUUCUGAUUUUUUGAAUAUUUAUUACAAAUAAAAAUAUGCAAAUCUUGGAGAUGAUGAUUAGGAUUUAGUUGAUGCUUUUGUGGCUAUGGGCGGUAAUGCCGAUACCACAGGCUCCGUAGAUGCAAACCGUCUCAUAUAAAUAGUAAAAGAAGAGUUCGAAAUGACUAUUGACAUAGUUGGAUUGAUUCGUGAAAUUGAUAAGGAUGGAUCUGGAGAAAUCGAAUAUGAAGAAUUUAAAUUGCUUCUCAAAUCAGGUUUUGCUAAUGAGGGAAACUGA
This is a messenger RNA of Tetrahymena thermophila SB210, 483 nucleotides long. Its product is annotated as dynein 18 kDa light chain, flagellar outer arm protein. Lineage: Eukaryota; Ciliophora; Oligohymenophorea; Hymenostomatida; Tetrahymenidae. The transcript is spliced from 2 exons. Gene Ontology annotation, molecular function: calcium ion binding; enzyme regulator activity. The record is from RefSeq and is a predicted model, not a curated record.